This is a messenger RNA of Lobosporangium transversale, 375 nucleotides long. RefSeq lists its product as hypothetical. NCBI's taxonomy places the organism in Eukaryota, Fungi, Mortierellomycota, Mortierellomycetes, Mortierellales, Mortierellaceae. The transcript has a single exon. Bases 7 to 168 code for a protein of 53 amino acids. The record is from RefSeq and is a predicted model, not a curated record.
CUCGUCAUGGCAGACUUACUGCUACUGAUGAUGGGUGCUCUCUCUAACGAUGUUACUGUAUUCUCCCGCUAUGCAGGUUUUUACAAGUGCAUCCAGUCCUCAAGUGAUGUCACCGCCUGGUGCAUUAAUAUCCUCGAGACAUCCCUCACGAUUAAGCUAAUUGUUUGAUCUUUGCUUCUGGUUCUUUUCUUGCCUCUGUUCUUAUUCAUGUGCACUAAGGACAGUUAGGAUAAUGGCAUUACCAAUGGUUAAGAAAGGUUGUGGUUGACCAGAAGCAUGACUAUGAUACCAAGAAUGAGCUUGCAGCCUAAAGAGCAACCAAAAGAAAAAGAAAGAAUGCUAAUCUGAGUAAAGCUGCUCAUCGUACAGUAUUUU